Messenger RNA from Calliphora vicina (urban bluebottle blowfly), 698 nucleotides. RefSeq lists its product as uncharacterized. The record is from RefSeq and is a predicted model, not a curated record. The coding region runs from base 30 to 680 and encodes 216 amino acids. The transcript has 3 exons. NCBI's taxonomy places the organism in Eukaryota, Metazoa, Arthropoda, Insecta, Diptera, Calliphoridae.
CAAAACCUAUUUACCUACAAGCAAGCAACAUGGUUUCUACUCCCACAAAAUCCCAAGAUUCAAGUUUUUCACCAACCUUAACACCCGUAAGAUUUCUUGACAGUCCAAAAGCCAAAAAUACUGCCAGCGACUCCAAUGUGGCAGCCUGUAAAUCACGUUUAGAGGUAAUCGUUAAAACCAUCGACGACAAUUACAAUAAAUGGCAAUUAGCAGAUAAACGUGGCCAAGCUUUGUGCACUUCUAUUGAAGCUAUAAAAACAAAAGCAUUGGAAAAGUUAAAUUCAAAUGAGAAUAGCUCAGAUUUUACUAGUUAUCCAGAUGAACUUAAAAUCUAUUGUGAUAAAUUGGCAAUAAUAGCUUCAAUAUUUGAAGAUAUUACUAGAAAUGCCAGAGAGUCGUUAAGGCAAUUGAAGGCACUAAGUAAAUUGCCAGGAAGUUGUAAUGAGAUAUUUUAUCGUUCAUGGGAGUUAAAUGAAUUCAUUGAAUUCCUGACGGAACUGUUGGAAAGAUAUGAAAAAGAGGCCAAGGUUAAAACACAUGUGGCGGACCACCUACCCCACUGUACAACCAGAUCCGAUUUGAUACGUUGUUCUACCGCUUGGGAAUACCCCCAACAUGUUGAUUCCUAUGUCCAAUUAAUGUUUCUUUUCUUCAGAGAAGAAAUUAACAUUAAGAAAUAAAAUUUAAAAACAAAAAUA